Molecule: messenger RNA, 795 nt
Organism: Theileria orientalis strain Shintoku
Lineage: Eukaryota; Apicomplexa; Aconoidasida; Piroplasmida; Theileriidae
Exons: 3
Coding region: 1-795 (264 amino acids)
Source: RefSeq, a predicted model, not a curated record
AUGACUCGCGGAGGGCAUAGGGGACUUUUAUUUCCUAUAAGUGGUGUUCUUUUAAAUAUAUUUGGUAGAAGAAGGAAGCGCGGUUUGUAUCACCACUGUACCAAUGAGCUUUUUAAACCUCGUUGGGGUCCCGUUAAACAACCUUCUAUUUUAAACGAUAUGAAUUUAUUGAAAUGGAAUAAUGGCACAAUUACUAGUUCUGAAAUGUUGCCUUCAAAAAAUACAUACAAUAAGGACGCUCGUUCAUCAUGGCCUGCUCCAAGGGGUUCAUUUAUUUCUAACAUGUACUAUAAAAAUGAACAGAGAUACUUUAAACCUGUAAUGGCUAAUACUGAAUAUAUUAGGAGUUACCUUUACAACGUUCUCGAUUCUAGAAACAUACAAAAAAAUGGAUUUAUUGGUAAUGAUUUGGACACCGAACAUACUAUAUCAUCUCAACAUAUAUCAAGGAUUAUAAGUUUGGAAAAUGAUAAUUCAACUCCUAAAAUAAAUUUGGAUAUUCCAAGAACACAAUUUAGGUUUAAUAAGUUAGAGAAUUUAAUUAAAGAAUCAGAUUAUUGGAAAACUGUUACUUUUGAUCACAAAUCAUCGAUUAAUCCAUUUCCUCACGUGAAUGAAGGUGCCUCUCUAAUUAUGAACCUCCCUUUACACGAAAUAUUACAUACGAGAUCGAAUCACAGGUUAAAUAGGAGAGCACAUCCAAAAUGGUAUGUAGCUAAAUAUCGCAAGUUUAUGAAAAAUAAACUUUUAAAAGAAAAAUUGAGUCAACUCCAUUUGGAAUCAACAAAUGAUUAA